Messenger RNA from Abrus precatorius (Indian licorice), 693 nucleotides. Its product is annotated as mitochondrial import inner membrane translocase subunit TIM14-3-like. The record is from RefSeq and is a predicted model, not a curated record. NCBI's taxonomy places the organism in Eukaryota, Viridiplantae, Streptophyta, Magnoliopsida, Fabales, Fabaceae. Bases 131 to 463 code for a protein of 110 amino acids. Gene Ontology annotation, cellular component: PAM complex, Tim23 associated import motor. Gene Ontology annotation, biological process: protein import into mitochondrial matrix. Gene Ontology annotation, molecular function: ATPase activator activity. The transcript is spliced from 3 exons.
AAAAUAAAUAUAAAAAUAAAAUCCCUAGUUUCGUUUCGUAAAUAGAUGUUCCUCAACCAAACCCUCUUUGCAGGCAAAAGCAAAACCCUAUUCCAAUUCUCCAUUCUCAGUUGGGGAAGGUUUCAACAAUAUGACUACGCCAUUGAUGGCAGGGCUUGCCGUGGCGGCUGCGGCUUAUGCCGGUAGAUAUGGUAUCCAGGCUUGGCAAGCAUUCAAGGCUAGACCUCCUACGAUGCGUAGAUUUUAUGAAGGUGGUUUUCAGGCUACCAUGACUAGGAGGGAAGCAGCGCUUAUACUGGGUGUUAGAGAGCGCACUCCAACAGAUAAGAUUAAAGAAGCACAUAGGAGGGUGAUGGUUGCAAACCAUCCAGAUGCAGGUGGCAGCCAUUACCUUGCAUCCAAAAUUAACGAAGCAAAAGAUGUGUUACUGGGAAAAACCAAGGGCGGUGGUUCAGCAUUUUGAAGCUCAUUUAAGCCCUCCCAUCGAUUAUUUUGACAGUUUAAACCGCGGUCCUCACUAAUAUCAAUUAAAAUUUUUUUUGGUCAUGACCUAAUUACUUCUUGUAGACCCAGUUAUAUAGUUGAGAAAUUUGAACAUAUUUAUCAUUUCUAUCGGGAUGAUAAAGCAUUAAAGCUUCAUUGUACCUAGGCUUUGUGCUAUUGAAGUUGAGAGUUAAGCAAAUAAAUGUUAUU